AUCUCCAUGAAUGCUUCCAGUGUCACUGAGUUUGUGCUCCUGGGUCUCUUCCAUUCCCACUCCAUCCAGCUCCUUCUCUUUGUCCUGGUCUUUGCCUGCUACACAGCAACCCUUGUGGGCAACCUCCUCAUUGUGGUGACUGUACAUGCAGAGCCCCGCCUCCUUCUGUCCCCCAUGUACUUCUUCUUGUCUAAUUUAUCCAUUCUUGAUACUUCCUUGGCUUCUGUGGCUGUGCCUAAAAUGCUGGCAGACCUGGUUAGCUAUGGCCAGACCAUUUCCUAUGGAGGCUGCAUGGCCCAAGUCUUCUUCCUUCACUUCUUUGGGGGUAGCGAGAUGCUGCUUCUCACUCUCAUGGCUUAUGAUCGUUAUGUGGCUAUCUGCCACCCACUGAGAUAUACAACUACAAUGAACCGCCAACGUUGCAUGAGACUUCUCGCAUCCUGCUGGAUUGGAGGUCUUAUCCAUUCUGCCACCCAGCUCAUCCUGGUCCUCCGACUCCCAUUCUGUGGACCAAAUGAACUGGACAAUUUCUACUGUGAUGUUCCGCAGGUGGUCAAAUUGGCUUGCGUCAAUACCUACGUCACUGAGAUACUCAUGGCAGCCAACAGUGGCCUCCUCUCCCUGGUUUGCUUCCUUAUCUUGCUAAUCUCCUAUGGUGUCAUCCUGGUCAGCCUACAAGGCCGCUUCAAGGAGAGUAGAGGGAAGGCUCUGUCGACCUGCAGUUCUCACUUGACCGUAGUCAGCCUCUUUUUUGUGCCCUGCCUCUUUGUCUAUCUUGUACCCUUCUCCAACACCAGUGUGGACAAAAUGGCCUCCACAUUCUACACUGUAGUCACCCCUGCACUCAACCCUAUCAUAUAUACUCUCAGGAAUCAGGACAUGAAGAAGGCUAUGGGCCAGUUGAAAAACCAGUGCAUUUUCUCCCAUUGA
Molecule: messenger RNA, 930 nt
Organism: Podarcis raffonei (Aeolian wall lizard)
Lineage: Eukaryota; Metazoa; Chordata; Lepidosauria; Squamata; Lacertidae
Product: olfactory receptor 4Q3-like
Exons: 1
Coding region: 7-930 (307 amino acids)
Biological process (GO): G protein-coupled receptor signaling pathway
Cellular component (GO): membrane
Molecular function (GO): G protein-coupled receptor activity; olfactory receptor activity
Source: RefSeq, a predicted model, not a curated record